AUGGUCUUCGACACCGCCUCGCUGCUCUCCGACCCGCUGGCGCAGGAGCAAGGGCUGGAGCCGGUGGCGGGCUGCCCCGACCCGACCCUCAGCGUCGGCGCCACCAGCAGCGCCGUCAUGGCCCACUUCCGAGGCCUCGCCGUCGCCGUGAAGGCGUAUCCGUCAGAGAUUGCCAGGGGGGCCGAGCUGCCGCAUCACCCGAACGUGGUGCGCACGCUCGCGUGGAUCAGCGUGACCGACGCGACGCUGGAGGUCCGCGAGCUCUGCGUCGGCGGCGAGCUCUUCGAGGCGGUCGCAGAGAUUGGGCAGCUGACACCGGCGCUCGCGCUGCGGCACCUCGAGGAGCUGUGUGCGGCGGUGGCGCACUGCCACCUCAACGGCCAGGUGUUCGGCAGGCUGCGCGCGGAGAAGCUCCUCCUCGGCUUCGACGGCCACCUCCGCUUGGCCGUCGCGUUUGGUGGAAGCGACACGCCGCCGCAGAGCGGGCCGCCGCUCGACGCGACCGCGGCGAGGGCCGACGUUUGGUCGUGCGCCGCCUUGUUUUGCCUCAUGCUGGCGGGCGAGCCUCCAGAGGACGCUGGGGUGAUCCGGGGUGUCGGGGAGCGUGGGAUCGAAGCGUACCCCGCGGUCGCGGACGUCUGCCCCGAGGAGGUGCACGAGCUCUUGCGAGCGAUGCUCUCGCCGAACCCGGCGCGCCGGCCGUCGGCCUGGGCGUGCGCGACGGCGCUGUCCGCCGCUCGCGAAGUCGGGUACUCGCCGGGUCGGACGGAGAGCGCGGACGCGGUGGCGAGCAACCUGACGGCCCCGAGCCGAGGGUGCACGGGCAGCGAGGCGACCGCCUCCACAGAGAAUUUGGCAGACCUCGACAAGGCGAAGGCUGGGGAGCGGUCGUAUCCGGCGGUCUGA
Emiliania huxleyi CCMP1516 is the source of this 906-nucleotide messenger RNA. RefSeq lists its product as hypothetical. NCBI's taxonomy places the organism in Eukaryota, Haptophyta, Isochrysidales, Noelaerhabdaceae. The transcript has 3 exons. The coding region runs from base 1 to 906 and encodes 301 amino acids. Gene Ontology annotation, molecular function: protein serine/threonine kinase activity; ATP binding. The record is from RefSeq and is a predicted model, not a curated record. Gene Ontology annotation, biological process: protein phosphorylation; intracellular signal transduction.